UUUUUUUUCUUCCUCCGCUCCUCCCCUCUUUCUCUCCAAAGAGACCAGGAGAGUCCAGGGCGACACGCGCAUCUCCCUGCUGCUUCCCACCCCCCCUCGCUUCCGGUUCCCGAUCGCACGCGCAUCGAUCGAUCGAGUGCUCACGUCGCAGCACCCUCCCCAAAACCCUAACCCUAACCCGUCCCCUCCCCCUCCCCCUCCCCCGCCGGAGACUCGCCUCGGGGCCCCCUCGUGGCCGCCUCGCCCGGCGAUGCGAAUUGCGGGAUGAAGCUCAAGCGGCGACGCGCGGUGGAAGUGCCUCCGAAUAUAAAAUCUUUCAUAGACUGUGUGACUGCCACUCCUCUCGAGAAUGUAAAGUUGCCAUUGAAGGAUUUUGUGUGGGAGUUUGGCAAGGGGGACUUUCAUCACUGGGUGGAUCUUUUUAAUCACUUCGAUUUAUUUUUUGAAACUUAUAUCAAACCAAGGAAAGAUUUACUACUUGAAGAUGAUUUUCUUGAGAUGGACCCUCCAUUUCCUAGGGAAGCAGUUCUCCAAAUUCUUCGAGUAUUGAGAUUAAUAUUGGAGAACUGUACAAAUAGACACUUCUAUAGUUUGUUUGAGCAGCAUCUUUCUUCUCUACUAGCAUCUACAGAUGCAGAUAUUGUUGAGGCAAGCUUACAGACAUUGAAGGCAUUUGUAAACAAGUCGGUUGGUAAAAGCUCUAUACGUAGUGCAUCACUUACUUCGAAGUUAUUUGCCUUUUCUCAAGGUUGGGGUGGAAAAGAAGGUGGUCUUGGAUUAAUAGCUUGUUCUCUACCCAGUGGAUGUGAUCCGGUUGCUGCUGAGAUUGGCUCCACACUCCACUUUGAGUUCUAUCGAGGUACUGAUAAAUCAGACAAGUUCCAAUCUGUAGAUAAUUGUAACAGGUUGGAAAUCAUACACUUACCAAGCAUCAGAAGCUGCAAAGAGAAUGAUCUUGAAAUAUUGGAUAAGUUGGUCAAGGAUUACAAUGUGCCACCAUCUUUAAGGUUCUCUCUUCUUACAAGAUUGAGAUUUGCAAGGGCAUUUGACUCUUUGACACAUCGACACCAAUAUACCUGUAUCCGCCUGUAUGCUUUUAUCGUUCUUGUGCAGGCAAGCCAUGACUCUGAAACCCUAGCAUUGUUUUUGAACAAUGAACCAGAAUUCAUUGAUGAACUAUUAUCGUUACUAAGCUAUGAAGAUGAGAUACCAGAGCAAAUUAGGAUAUUGGGGAUCCUUUCAUUGGUUGCUUUGUGCCAUGAUCGGUCACAUCAACCUACCGUAUUAUCCUCAGUAACUUCUGGUGGUCAUCGUGGUAUCCUUCCCAGUCUCAUGCAAAAGGCAGUGGAUUCCAUCAUCAAUGGUUCAACAAAAUGGUCCAUAGUAUUUGCUGAAGAACUUCUCUCUCUUGUCUCCAUGUUGGUAUCAUCAACUCCAGGUUCUUUAGCUCUUCAAGAAGCUGGCUUUAUACCCACUAUUUUACCCCUCCUGAAAGAUACAAACACAGAUCAUCUACAUCUAGUUAGCACCGCAGUACAUGUCAUUGAGGGCUUCUUGGAUUACCACAACCCGUCUUCUGCAUUGUUUAGAAAUUUAGGUGGCCUGGAUGACACUAUUGCACGCUUAAAAAUAGAAGUGUCGCUGGUUGAGAUUGGUCCAAAUAAACCAGAAGAAUAUCAGUCUAUGGAUAAAGGUAAAGAAGUUGAAAGUAGUUUGCCUGUGCCAGGUGUGCAACCUCUUCAUUCUGAUGCGUUAAUUUCAUAUAAUCGAAGGAACUUAAUGAAAGCCUUACUGCGUACUAUAUCUCUGGCAACUUAUGUGCCUGGUAGCUCUGCCCGUGUUGAUGGCUCAGAAGAGAAUGUGCUGCCCCCUUGUUUAUGCACCAUAUUUAGGAGAGGCAAGGAGUUUGGUGGUGGGGUGUUCUCACUUGCUGCAACUGUCAUGAGUGAUCUCAUACACAAAGAUCCAACUUGCUUUGCUGUCCUUGAUGCAGCUGGUUUGCCACAAGCCUUCAUUGAAGCCAUAAUGGGUGGUGUUCUUUAUAAUUCUGAUGCUAUCACAUGUAUACCACAGUGUUUGGAUGCACUAUGUUUAAACAACAGUGGGCUUCAGUUAGUAAAGGACCGCAAUGCUUUAAGAUGCUUUGUGAAAAUCUUUACUACUAGAUCAUAUCUGAAGGCUCUGGGUGGGGAUACAACAGGGGCCUUGUCAAGUGGACUUGAUGAAUUAAUGCGUCAUCAAUCAUCAUUACGGUCUUCUGGAGUGGACAUGCUUAUUGAAAUCUUGAACACCAUUUCAAAAGUUGGGUGUGGUGGAGAUUCUAGUUUCUGUACAGAAUCUGAUAACUCCAUUAUGCCACUUCCCAUGGAAACUGAUGUGCAGGUAGGUACUUCAAGUAAUGAAGCUGAAACUUCUGUGGUGGGAAGUUCUGAGAAGAUGGUAGAUACUUCUCUAGAUGCGUCAUCAUCGUCCAUUGAGUCAUAUCUUCCUGAAUGCAUAUGCAAUGUUGGCCGUCUUAUUGAAACUGUUCUGCAAAAUUCUGACACAUGUAGGUUGUUCAGUGAGAAAAAGGGCAUCGAAGCUGUUCUUCAGCUGUUCAAAUUGCCAUUAAUGCCUAUAUCUGUUUCAGUUGGGCAGAGUAUUUCAGUUGCUUUUAAAAACUUCUCAUCUCAGCAUUCGGUUUCUCUGGCUAGAGCAGUUUGCUCAUUCUGUAGAGAUCAUCUUAAGCUGACUAAUGAACUGUUGGGUUCAGUUUCUGGAACCAAGUUGAUUAAUAGUGAUCCUGCGAAACAAUCACCUCUCCUGAAAGCACUUUCUACUCUUGAAGGGCUCUUGUCUCUUUGUAAUUUUCUUCUGAAGGGAAAUGCCUUUAUGGUCUCGGAACUGGCUUUUGCUGAUGCUGAGAUAUUGAAGGAACUAGGUAAGGUUUAUACUGAAGUCACAUGGCAGAUAUCUUUAAUCAAUGAUUCCAAAGUGGAGAAGCAAGAUGUGGAACAAGAUGAUGUGCCUAGAGAUGCUUCAGUCUCAAAUCUAUCUGAAAGGGACAGUGAUGAUGACACAAAUACAGCACCAGUUGCAAGACAUAUGAAUCCGGUUUCAGUAAGAACAUCUUCUGUAUCACCAUGGACUAUGGAACAAGAUUUUAUAUCAGCAGUGCGAUCUGCUGCCAGCAUGCACCGCCAUGGUCGGCACACGCUAUCAAGGAUACGUGGGCGCCUAAGUGGCGUGAUAGAUGCAGCACAUGCUGACAUAGACAGUCCUUUUUCUCCAGCAGAAAGUUCACAAAGUCAUGAUGCUGUAAAAAAGAGUCCUGAUGUUGUUGUUUCUGAACUCCUGACUAAGCUUGGACAAAUGAUGCGUUCCUUCCUUUCUACCCUUGUCAAAGGAUUACCAGCUCGCCGUCGGGCUGACUCAAGUCUGACUCCAGCCUCUCGGAGUCUUGUGACUGCUCUUGCACAACUUUUUCUUACUGCUCUUGGUUACUCUGGACAUUCUACUGCUGGCUUUGAGAUGUCAUUAUCUGUGAAAUGCCGAUACCUUGGGAAAGUUGUGGAAGACAUGGCAGCACUUACCUUUGACAUCAGGCGUCGAUUGUGCAAUUCUGCAAUAGUUAAUAGUUUCUAUGUGAAUGGAACAUUCAAGGAGCUUCUAACUACUUUCGAAGCUACCAGUCAGUUACUUUGGACACUUCCUUUCUCAGUUCCAACUACUGGGUCGGAUCAAGCUUCCUCUAACAGCGUGAAGGUGUCACACAAUUCAUGGCUGCUGGAUACAUUACAGAGUUAUUGUAGAGUGCUGGAAUAUUAUGUGAACUCUUCAUAUUUACUGUCUCCUUCUCAUAAUCAGCUGCUUGUUCAGCCUAUGGUCACCGAACUAUCCAUCAAUCUGUUCCCUGUGCCCUCAGAGCCUGAAUCAUUUGUUCGUAUGUUGCAAUCUCAAGUUCUUGAAGCAGUCCUUCCUGUUUGGAAUCAUACAAUGUUCCCUGAGUGUUGCCCAUCUCUUAUCACCUCCUUAGUCUCCAUUGUAAGCCAUAUAUGCUCUGGUGUUGGGGCUCUAAAACAAAGCCGUGUAAGUGUUGGAGCUGCAAACCAACGUCUUACUAGCCCCCCUCUUGAUGAGUCUUCUAUUGCUACAAUUGUUGAGAUGGGAUUUUCGCGAGCUAGGGCAGAAGAAGCCCUGAGAAGUGUCAGAACUAACAGUGUUGAAAUGGCAACAGAUUGGUUGUUCAGCCAUCCAGAAGAAUUUGUUCAAGAAGAUGUCCAACUUGCACAAGCUUUAGCAUUGUCACUUGGAAACAGCACUGAAACAUCCAAGGAGGAUGGCAGCAAUAAGAAUGACCCAAGUGUCGUGGAAGAUAAAGGUGUCCUCCUGCUUCCUUUGGAUGACAUUCUUGCUGUAACAACAAAGCUACUCUCUUCUAGUAAUAGCAUGGCUUUUGCAUUGACUGAUCUUCUAGUGACACUGUGCAACCAGAAUAAGGGUGAAGACCGUCAGCGGGUUAUCUUAUACCUUUUUGAGCAACUUAAACGUUUUCCAUCGGAUUCUUCAUUUGAUGCAGGUGCAUUAUAUUCUUUUGCCCGUUUGCUGGCCUUACUUGUGAGUGAAGACAGUAGCAUACGUGAAAUUUGUGCAGAAAAUGGUGUGGUCCCUACUGUUCUUGGUAUAUUGGAAAACCUUAAAUCAAGGACAGAGAAAUCAGAUCAAACUUGGAAUUCUAUCAGUGCUUUGUUGCUUAUAUUGGACAACAUGAUACAGUAUACUCCGACACUUGAUAUAGACAUGCCAGAAGGGACUUCUAAAUUUUCUUCUGAUGCAUCAAGUGCUGAAUGCAAGGUAAAUCCUUCACAGUUUGCUGAGAAGAAAACUGAAACUGUUCAUUCAGCGAAAUACCCAGAUGUGAAUGUGUUUGAAAAAAUCUUGGGAAGAUCUAUUGGCUAUUUGACUGAUCAGGAGAGCCAAAAGAUACUAACGUUGUGCUGUGAAUUCAUCAAGCAGCAUGUGCCAGCAAUUGUUAUGCAAGCUGUUCUGCAACUCUCUGCCCGUUUGACGAAAACACAUACCCUUGCUGCCCAAUUCUCUGAAAACGGCAGCCUUGCAUCUCUCUUGAGUGUUCCAAGGACUUGCAUCUUUCAUGGAUAUGAGACUUUGGCAUCUGCUAUCGUUCGUCACCUCAUUGAGGACCCUCAGACUCUGCAGAGCGCCAUGGAACUGGAAAUUCGACAGUCAUUAAGUACCCGUGGCAGUCAUACUGCACGCUCAUUUCUGACAAAUAUGUCACCACUAAUAUCUAGAGAUCCUGUGAUCUUCAUGAAGGCUGUAACUUCAGUUUGCCAAUUAGAUUGCUCAGGAGGUAGAAUGAGUGUAGCUUUGUUGAAGGAGAAGGAAAAGGAGAAAGAUAAGGAGAAACAGAAAGUUUCAUCGACUGAAAGCGGUGCACUGUGUAACGAGCCUGUUCGGGUGACUUCUGAUAUUAAGACGAUUGAGACAGUAAACAGAUGUUCACGAAACCAGAAAAAGGUAUCGACUAGUCUUUCCCAAGUUAUCGAUCAGCUUCUGGAGAUCAUUAUGAGCUACCCAUCCUCAAAGAAAGAACUGGGGUCUGACAGUUAUUUUAUGUCGUCUCCUAUGGAUGUUGAUGAGCCAAAUACCAAAGGGAAGUCAAAAGUUAAUGAUGGACAAAAUCUUGAUGGUGAUACCCUUUCUGAGAAGUCAUCCUUGCUGUCGAAAUUGGCAUUUGUGCUUAAGCUGAUGAGUGAAAUACUACUCAUGUACGUGCAUGCAGUUGGGAUAAUACUUAAACGUGAUAUAGAGUUAUCACAGUUACGAGGUGGUGAUCAAGUACCUGGACACAGUGGGUUACUGUAUCAUUUAUUUCAUUUGUUAUCUUCUGACAGAUCUGCUGAUGUAUCGGAUAAUUGGAUGGGCAAGUUAUCUGAAAGAGCAUCUUGGUUCUUGGUAGCUUUGUGCUGCAGAUCUACUGAAGGCCGUAGAAGGGUAAUUUCUGAAAUUGUGAAAGCAUUUAGUUAUUUCAUAAAUUCAGCAAGCAGCACCUCUAGAGGAUCUUUGACACCUGACAAAAAAGUUUUAGCUUUCUCUGAGCUGAUCAAUUCAAUAUUGUCCCGAAAUAGUCAGAACAACUUGCCUGUCCUUGGUUGCUCACCUGAUAUUGCAAAAUCUAUGAUAGAUGGUGGAAUGGUGCAGUCCCUUUCUGAUUUGCUCAAAGUAAUUGACCUGGACCACCCAGAUGCUCCAAAAGUUGUCAACCUUAUUCUGAAGGCUUUGGAUAGCCUCACAAGGACUGCAAAUGCAAGUGAUCAAGUCCAAAAGUCAGAUCGAUAUGCUAAGAACAAGCUAACUGGGUCACAUGAACAAGCCCAUGAGGCUAAUGAAAACCGUGAACAAGGUACUAGUAUUGGACAUGGUGCUAUCGAUACGGUCCAACCAACAAGGCAGCAAGUCCAGGAAUUAUCGCAUAAUGAUGGGAACAAUGCUGGCCAAGAUCAGCCUAUCGAGCAGACCAGAAUAGAUUUGGUUGAGAAUACUGCUGGUAACUCUUCAACGGGUGGCGUCGAGUUCAUGCGAGAGGAAGCUACUGAAGGUAACUUGAUGACUAAUACUACUGAUGCGGGUUUGGCUUUCUCAGCUCAGCAUCAAGCUGAUGAUGAAAUGGUCGAGGAGGAGGAUGAUCUAGGUGAGGACGGUGAGGAUGAAGAUGAGGAUGAGGAUGAGGAUGAGGAGGAAAUAGCAGAAGAGGGAGCUGGUUUGAUGUCAAUAGCUGACACAGAUAUUGAUGACCAGGAGAAUACUGCCAUGGGUGAUGACUACAAUGAUGAUAUGAUGGAUGAAGAAGAUGAUGAUUUUCUUGAGAACCGUGUUAUAGAAGUGAGAUGGAGGGAAACUUUAACUGGAAUGAAUCGUCAUCUGAGAGUUUCCAGGGGUCGUGGAGAGGCUAGUGGUUUUAUAGACAUAUCUGCUGAGGCAUUCCAUGGUGUUGGGACUGAUGAUAUGUUUAAUUUACAUCGUCCAUUUGGUCUUGAGCGCCGCCGCCAAAGUGGAAGCAGGUCUUUUAUUGAUCGAUCAAGGUCUGAUGGAAAUGCUUUCCAGCAUCCUUUUCUCUCUAGACCAGCACAAACUAGAGAUGCAAUUGGUUCAGUAUGGCCAUCUAGUGGAACACCCUCAAGAGAUUUGCACACAUUUUCUAUUGGGACUGCAGAUAUUCCCUUUUACAUGUUAGAUGCUGGGUUGCCAGCUGAAACUGCUGCUCCAGUUUUUGGUGAGCGUGUUGUAAGUACUGCCCCCCCACCUUUGAUUGAUUUCUCACUUGGUAUGGAAUCUCUCCGAAUUAGGCGGGGCCCUGGAGAUAAUCUAUGGACUGAUGAUGGUCAACCUCAGGCAGGUAAUCAUGCAGCUGCUAUUGCCCAGGCCUUGGAGCAUUAUUUUAUUACAGAGUUGAAUGUAGCUACUUUUUUAAAUCAUGCAUCCGAACACAUUGGCAAUGAUGCGCCUCGGAUGCAACCUGAACAAACUAGCAAUGAUGUAAAUGAAGAGUUACCAUCAGAACCUGUGACCACCGAUUCCCCUGCUUUAUUACCUACUAGUAGCCCUCAACAAUUUGAGGGAACAACCAACCAAGAAACAAACCUAGCAAAUGGUGAUGUCUUUCCUAGGAAUGAACUUCUACAUCAACAGUCAUUUGAUAUUGCAAAUGUUCAUGCUGAAGAAGAGAUGCAUCAAGCAGCUGAUGACAUGAAUGUUAUACCUCAGAGUAAUGAGAUGUAUACUGCUGACAGACAGCUUGGUGCUCAUCCUGAUAGGGACUCACUGUCUGGUAAUCUACAAAGUUAUGACCAUGUUAUGCAGGAUGAGGUAGAAAUACCUCAAAGUGCACAGAUUAGUAAUGAUCUUAGGGAAGUACCAUCUGAUCUGGAGUCAAAUUGUCAUGCUCUUCUCACUUCCUCAGGUACGGUUCCUGAGCUAAGCGAUGCUCAUGUUGAUUCUGCCACAGUGAAUACAGAUGUUGACAUGAACAGCGUUGAUAUUUCUGAUAACCAAGUAGAGAACUCAGCUCCUGGUUCAGAUGGCAAUGUUCUUUCAGUUAGGCUAGAAGAGGAUGGAGCUCCUCAAGAGGCUAUUCAACCUGAUCAACUGAAUGCUAACAAUGAGGCUUCCAGUACCAAUGAAAUUGAUCCAACAUUUCUUGAAGCAUUGCCUGAGGAUCUCCGUGCAGAAGUCCUUGCUUCUCAACAGAAUCGUGCUGCACCAACUGCUUCCUAUACUCCACCAGCUGCAGAAGAAAUAGAUCCUGAAUUUUUGGCUGCUCUUCCCCCAGAAAUACAAGCCGAGGUUUUGGCUCAGCAGCGAGCACAGCGGAUUGUUCAUUCCCAACCCAUUGGACAGCCAGUUGACAUGGAUAAUGCUUCGAUUAUAGCAACUUUCCCUCCUGAUCUACGUGAAGAGGUGCUCUUGACCUCGUCUGAGGCAGUUUUGUCCGCCUUGCCUUCUGCUUUACUUGCUGAAGCUCAAAUGCUUCGUGACAGAGAAUUGAGUCGUUACCGUGCUAGGGGAAGCCUUUUUGGAGGAAGUUAUAGGCUGGGAGCAAGGAGGCUACCAGCAGACAAUCAUACUGUUAUGGACAGGGGUGUGGGUGUGACUGUUGGUAGACGGGUUAUUUCUACUGUAUUGGGAAGCGCUAAGAGUAAAGAUGUGGAAGGGAACCCACUUUUGGAUUCAAAUGCUCUAAGAGCACUUAUUCGUCUUCUACAGCUAGCUCCGCCACUCAGCAAAGGCCUCCUUCAAAGGCUUAUGUUCAAUCUUUGCGCACACAGUUUUACACGUGUUACAUUGAUUGGCCAUUUACUCAACAUUAUUAAACCUGAAGCCGAGGGGCUUAAUAGAUGGGACCGCAUGACUACAUAUAGGUUACAUGGAUGUCAGUGGAACAUUGUUUAUGCACAACCACAAUCUGCAAAUGGUCUACCUCCUCUGGUGACCAAGCGGCUUCUUGAAGUGCUUACAUAUCUUGCUUCAAACCACCCUUCUGUUGCGGGUCUCUUGGUCUACUUCGACCCUUCAACAAAUUCAAACUGUAUGAUACUUAAGCAUGUUAAAGAAACAUCGCAAGAAGGUUUACAGUCGGAUAUGACGCAAACACCAUCUGAGGGUUAUACCCCUAUCCUGUUAUUUCUUAAGCUUCUAAACAAACCAUUGUUUCUGCGGAGUCGAGUAUAUCUUGAGCAGCUGAUGUGUUUGCUUGAAGUGGUGGUCAACAACGCUGCUUCCAAUGUCGAUUAUCUGCCUCAUUCAGGGCAAAUGGUUAACACUGCUGGUGAUGAAAAUGGGGCACCCAUUGAUACACAUGGAGAACCAUCUACUCUGGAGCAAGUUCCUAUCGAAGAAAACAGUCAAAGUAAAGAUGUUGUGGUGCCAGCAUCAGGUCCCAAACAAUCUGUUAAUGUGCAUGACAUUCUUACUCAGCUUCCAGACUCGGAAUUACACAACUUGUGCAACAUUCUUGCACUUGAGGGUCUUCCAGAUAAAGUGUAUAGACUUGCUGCAGAGGUGGUAAAAAAAUUGGCUAGUGUGGUGGUAUCCCACCGGAAAUUUUUCUCAAUGGAGCUAGCCAGUGCUGCUCAGAGCUUAAGUUCUUCGGCAGUAGAGGAGCUUGUAACAUUGAAGAACACACAGAUGCUUGGGCUCAAUUCUUGUUCUAUGGCUGGAGCUGCAAUCCUGCGGGUUCUACAAGUCCUAUCUACAUUGACCUCAGAUAGGUGCAGUACUAGCCAAGAUCAGUCUGUGGGACAAGAAGAACAAUCUAUUUUAUGGGAUUUGAACAUAGCACUUGAGCCUUUGUGGCAAGAACUUAGUGAUUGUAUAAGCACUAUGGAGGCAAAACUUGUUCAUAACUCGACGUUCAAUUCACAUGCUCCUUUGGUGGAUGCAAUAGAAGUUGGUGCCUCAUCCUCUACUACAUCACCACCUCUUCCGCCAGGCACACAACGUCUGUUGCCAUUUAUAGAGUCCUUCUUUGUUCUAUGUGAGAAGCUUCAAACAAGCCAAGCAGUUGUGCCAUCUGAUUCCAAUGUGACUGCUACAGAAGUGAAAGAACUCGCUGGGAGUUCAUCGCCUUCAUCAUUAAAGACUGGUGGAAUAUGCAAUAUUAGUUUUGUGAGGGUGGCAGAAAAGCAUCGACGCCUCCUCAAUGUGUUCAUUCGACAGAAUCCUAGUUUGCUGGAAAAGUCACUUUCUAUGAUGUUGAAAGUACCAAGGCUGAUAGAUUUUGACAACAAGCGUGCUUACUUUAGAGCAUGCAUUAGGCAGCAACAUGAUCAGCAUCUUUCAGCUCCUUUGCGGAUUAGUGUUCGUCGGGCAUAUGUUUUGGAGGAUUCAUACAAUCAAUUGAGAUUACGUCGUAGCCAGGAUCUUAAGGGCCGCUUAACUGUACAAUUCCAAGGAGAGGAGGGGAUUGAUGCUGGUGGACUAACUAGGGAGUGGUACCAGCUUCUGUCUAGAGUUAUUUUUGACAAAGGAGCCUUGCUCUUCACCACUGUUGGGAACAAUGCAACUUUCCAGCCUAACCCCAACUCUGUUUAUCAGACAGAGCACCUUUCCUAUUUCAAGUUUGUUGGCCGAGUGGUUGCCAAAGCCUUAUUUGAUGGCCAAUUAUUGGAUGUCCACUUUACCCGUUCAUUUUACAAACACAUCCUUGGUGUUAAAGUGACUUAUCAUGAUAUAGAGGCUGUUGAUCCUGAUUACUACAAAAAUUUGAAGUGGAUGCUAGAGAACGAUGUAAGUGAUAUUCCUGAUCUGACAUUCAGCAUGGACCCUGAUGAAGAAAAACAUAUUCUCUAUGAGAAAAAUGAGGUUACUGAUUUUGAGCUCAAACCUGGUGGGAGAAACAUCAGGGUGACUGAAGAAACAAAGCAUGAGUAUGUCGAUCUUGUGGCUGAACAUAUAUUGACCACAGCAAUUCGUCCUCAAAUUAAUGCCUUCCUCGAAGGCUUCACAGAAUUAGUUCCAAGAGAGCUUAUUUCUCUAUUUCAUGAUAAAGAACUUGAACUCUUGAUCAGUGGACUUCCUGAAAUUGACUUUGAUGACCUGAAAGCAAAUGCGGAGUAUAUUGGGUAUUCGCUGGUAUCUCCAGUCAUCCAGUGGUUCUGGGAAGUAGUUAAUGGUUUCAGCAAGGAGGACAUGGCCAGAUUUCUACAAUUUGUGACAGGAACAUCAAAAGUACCAUUAGAGGGUUUCAAAGCUCUACAAGGUAUUUCUGGGCCUCAGAGAUUCCAGAUUCACAAGGCUUAUGGAGCUCCGGAGAGGCUUCCAUCUGCCCACACUUGCUUUAACCAACUAGACUUACCAGAAUAUUCCUCAAAGGAACAGCUAGAGGAGCGUUUACUUCUUGCCAUUCAUGAGGCAAGUGAAGGAUUUGGUUUUGGCUGACAUGUUGAACCAGCGCAUUGUGUACACAAUGGGUCAUUGGUUUUCUGUUUGCCAUGUACAGAUUUUGGCGGCAAAAUUGAGACCAUGUUCACCAGAUGCUGCUACACAUUGCACAGACCAGGCUAAAGAAGUGCGUCAGAAUCCAAAAAAAGUUUUGGAGUAACUGAUCGGGAUGUCAGGCGGGUAUAGGUGGGAGCUCUGACGACAACAGUGGUGAUAGAUCCUUGUUUCCAUUUGCCUUGUGGUCAAAGGGCGGAGUGUAAAUUCAUUGAAUGCUUUAUCCCAACCAUUGCUUUCCUUGCUGCUUGGAUCCUCAGAUUAUGGAGCCAAGGCAGUUUGCAAAUAAAUAAGCAUAGUUUCUGGUUACAUGCGAUCGUUUGAUUGUCUGCAAAAUGUCAUCAUGUUCUGCUA
Molecule: messenger RNA, 11847 nt
Organism: Oryza brachyantha (malo sina)
Lineage: Eukaryota; Viridiplantae; Streptophyta; Magnoliopsida; Poales; Poaceae
Product: E3 ubiquitin-protein ligase UPL1-like
Exons: 16
Coding region: 265-11436 (3723 amino acids)
Biological process (GO): protein polyubiquitination; proteasome-mediated ubiquitin-dependent protein catabolic process; positive regulation of protein catabolic process
Molecular function (GO): protein binding; ubiquitin-protein transferase activity
Source: RefSeq, a predicted model, not a curated record